AUGGAGGGAGUCUUUGGAUCAGCAGAAAGCCGCGACCAGAUCACUUUCGAGCGCGAACAACCACUAGCUUCUUCGAAAAUGCUCAACGCAUUCCAAAUGCCGGCAGGAGACCACGCAUUUUUAUUCGAUUUUCCCCUUCCAAGUAAGAUUCUCGACACGGUGACUGGGGCAAACAAUCAAUACCACACAUAUCGGGUGGAGCUUGUUAUCGAGCGACGCCUCAAAAGCGAUUUCGUGGUCUCGCAGCCAGUUAGGAUCUACCAAGUUUUCGAUUUUGAGACAAGCUAUUUAAGACCGCAUUGUCCGUUGACUCUCGAGGGUCAUUCCAAGGAAAAUAUCCAGUAUCGCCUCUCUAUCACUGACCGGAACGUCCCCUUUGGUUGCACAUUUCCCGUGGAAUGCUGGUUUGCACCGCUGGUGAAGUACGCUACACUCAACACCGUUACCAUCAAAGUAGUUGAGAAACAGACUGCGCGGUUGGAUGCUACUGCUGCAGAAUCAGUGCGACACAAUGUACGGUUUAUCACUGCAGCACAAACUCAAACUGUUUUCUCCAAGACCAUUGAUUUCCCUCAAGGAGAUGAGUCUUCGGGAGAUGGUCCUUCGGAAAUUGAAUGGCGUUUCACCACACCCGUCUCUCUGCCCCAGAGUCUCGACGCCUGCUCGCAGAGUGUAUCGACUAGACACAUCAAGAUCAGCCAUGAGCUUUCUAUUAGUGCUGAGUUCCGCGGCGAAAGGAGAGAUACUACAAUUGUGAUGACGCAAAUUAUGCCGUUUAAAAUUUAUAUGACACCCCAUGUGAUUGGACAAAAUGCGUUCAUUCGUGGGGAAGAUAUCCAACAGAUGCCGGGAAGUCAAAGUCCUCCUCCAGCUUAUAGUGAGCGUUUUUCGGACUUGAUGAUCUCGACAGCCGCUCAACUGGAUAUAUGCGGACAUCCGAUGCUAGCGGAGAUCAAUUCAGCGCGUUCAUCAAGUGAACAAAGUGCCACUACUCACACCACCGAGUCCUCUCCCCGAUACGAGGUCGUAUACUCUGUUUGA
Messenger RNA from Penicillium robsamsonii, 1041 nucleotides. RefSeq lists its product as uncharacterized. The transcript has 3 exons. Gene Ontology annotation, cellular component: cytosol; cytoplasm; plasma membrane. Gene Ontology annotation, molecular function: protein-macromolecule adaptor activity; ubiquitin protein ligase binding. The record is from RefSeq and is a predicted model, not a curated record. Gene Ontology annotation, biological process: ubiquitin-dependent endocytosis. Lineage: Eukaryota; Fungi; Ascomycota; Eurotiomycetes; Eurotiales; Aspergillaceae. Bases 1 to 1041 code for a protein of 346 amino acids.